AUGAAACUACCGUACUUGAAGGCGGUCGUUCAGGAAUUACUCCGUGUCUGCCCGACACUUGCUGUGCCGAUGCUGCGAUUUGCACCGUCGUUUCUCAUGUUUCGACAGAUCGGCAUGAAUGCUAUGGUCGUGCAGUUCGACAUGGACGUUUUCGGCGAAUAUGCUCAUAAAUUCAGGCCUGAGAGA
Boeremia exigua is the source of this 186-nucleotide messenger RNA. RefSeq lists its product as uncharacterized. Gene Ontology annotation, molecular function: heme binding; iron ion binding; monooxygenase activity. NCBI's taxonomy places the organism in Eukaryota, Fungi, Ascomycota, Dothideomycetes, Pleosporales, Didymellaceae. The annotation marks the transcript as partial. The record is from RefSeq and is a predicted model, not a curated record. The transcript is spliced from 2 exons.